Sitodiplosis mosellana (orange wheat blossom midge) is the source of this 552-nucleotide messenger RNA. RefSeq lists its product as uncharacterized. The record is from RefSeq and is a predicted model, not a curated record. The transcript has a single exon. Lineage: Eukaryota; Metazoa; Arthropoda; Insecta; Diptera; Cecidomyiidae. The coding region runs from base 1 to 552 and encodes 183 amino acids.
AUGGUUAACCUUAUCCACGAAGAUCCACAGAAGUUUUUCGAAUUCGUGAAUGGUUCCAAAAAGACGAAUGAUGAUCUUCCGAAUGAAAUGGUUCUUGGAGAUAAGAAAAGUAGUAACAGAGGUGAGAUAGCACAAUAUUUUGCAACGCAUUUUGCCAAAGCGUAUACUGAACCGGAUUACAGCAAAAAUGAGAAUUAUUCUGGAGAUGAUCCAUUACUUAAGAAUCUGUGUGCUAAUUUUCCAACUAUCAACAUCACUGAGGAGUUGGUUACGGAUACGAUAAAUAACCUUCCAAGCAACAUGGUGUCAGGACCUGACGGAAUACCAAAUAUUCUCAUCAAAAAGUGUAUGCCAACACUAUUAAAACCCAUCACACACAUGCUAAAGCAUUCGUUGGAGACUGGUGUUGUUCCUGAGAUUUGGAGAAAAUCAUUUGUAAAACCAGUUCACAAAAGCGGUGUUAAAGCUAAAGUUGAAAACUAUCGUGGCGUAGCUCUGCAGUGUGUAAUACCGAAGUUGCUUGAUUCCAUCGUUGCUACAACCCAGCUGUAG